GCAUAUGAGCAAUUGGCACUUGAUGUUCAAAGUUUACAUUCUCAGAAAUAUCCAGGGUACAGGUACCGACCAUCAUCACGUUCUAAGAGUGGGUCUUUAUAUCAUCCAAAUUUGAAUGCAUCUUCGGUUCCUAUUCAAACCCAGAUGGCUAUUCCACAAGUUAAUUAUAAUGCAACUGGAUUCAUAUUUCAACCUCAGCAAGAAUUUGAUCUACUUCAAG
This is a messenger RNA of Racocetra fulgida, 220 nucleotides long. The record is from the annotation of a GenBank genome assembly. Lineage: Eukaryota; Fungi; Glomeromycota; Glomeromycetes; Diversisporales; Gigasporaceae.